AUGGCUGACUUUGACGAGCCUCUCUGUGGAUGUCUACAAGAUAUGUUCAGUUGUCUCAUUGUAUUCUGUGUUCCUUGCGGCGGGCUUUGCAUACAGGCUUAUGCAGUUGACAAGGCAACGCAAUCUGGAAUGGUAGUUCCUUUUCUUUGGCCUUUAUUGACAUGCUGUAUUGGAGCAGCUGUUAACCGUGGCCAAAUAAGGCAGAAAUACCAUCUCGAAGGGUCUUUUAUCAUGGAUUGCCUGUUAUCAUGGCUUUGUGGCUGUUGUACCACGACUCAAGAAUACCGUGAAGUUAUGAAUAGAGAAAGACCUAAAUAA
This is a messenger RNA of Blepharisma stoltei, 318 nucleotides long. NCBI's taxonomy places the organism in Eukaryota, Ciliophora, Heterotrichea, Heterotrichida, Blepharismidae. The record is from the annotation of a GenBank genome assembly.